AUUACUGCGCCAAUUUUCGUUGUUUCACGGCUUGAUACCAUCUGGAGCAUCGGCUUUGAUUGCUGUUCAGACGUCAAGCAUCGUCGGGUCUGCAGUGGUUUGGUAUCGCCGUAGUGCCCAGAACCAUAGCUACCCCGGUGUCUGACUCCGAUGCUGAUGGAUUGGGCCUUCUCGCGUGUAUAUCCCGCCAUGACCGACUGAUGACUGCUAUCCAGGAUGGGAAGAGACAGGAGAACUGCGCCUGGGGUGGGCGCCGGCGACCAUGCCAAGGAACGGCACAAGAGAGACCGUCGGGGCAACCUGAUAGAUUGGUCGGCGCCCCUACCCCCAGGCUUAGUUGCGCGGCCCGAGAAGCCGAAGAUCAGUUCCAAGCAUAAGUCAUGGUUUGAAUUCAUUGAGAACAAGGACAAGAAGAAGAAACUCGAGUUCGAGUUCACCGAGAAACGAGAGCCGCCGCCGGGCUUUGAGUUUGUUCCCAUUGGGAACCCAGCUCUGACAACGGCAUGCAAGGAGCUCUCGAGAGAGCAGGGCGCUAUGAUAUUCAUUGUCACGGCAUCAUCCCAGGGAGUUUCCAAGAGACUCAGCCUCCAUCUCAACCGGGUCGGUCAUCAUAUUCGGCAGACCAUCGUGGAGCAAGCACGCGCGUCCCUUGGGGAUAGUCAGCUAGGCGCUACGGGCACGGCACCUGGCGAGCCUGAGCCAAUUCCGGAGAAGCAAGAGGAUAUCAACAGACAGGCUGACGCAGCUAUAAGGGAUUUGUUUCCUCGCAUACCAAACACUGAUCGUCAAGCGAUCAUUGAGCAUGCUUUCAACAAGUCGAGGCUUCAACACGGCAAGGGAGACCCGCCUGUAGGGCUUGCUCCUGAUGUCACCCUUUCGCGCCGUGUACAGUUGGCUGUGCUUGCCCAUAUCCGGCACAACCAUACCAGAUAUGACCAGCUGCUUAGGGAAACAUCCUAUGUCAAUGCGAGGAAAGCUGUUGAGUCCCUCUGUCUCGAUAUCCUGGUCAAGUGGCGAGGGGACGAGGAGACGGGGCGCGACCAGCUUGAUGAGAUCCUCUGCGAAGUGGUUGUCAUUUCGGACUCUGAGAGUGACGAGUCUGACAACGAAGAGGAAGAUGGCGCAUCCACAACCUCCUCAGCGGACGAGAGCUCAGUAGAUGGCGAGGAGCAAGAACAUGCCUUGCCAAGCAGAACAACGGUGCCUUCCGUUAACGUAUUCCCCAACCCCUCGACUACUAACGGCUCCCGUGCUGAAGGGUUUCCACGAGCGGGCCAUGUGCCACAGAAGGUCGCCAAGCCCUCCCGCAAAGACCGGAGAGCAGCAAAGUGGGCGCAACGGGGAUUCCACCGUUAUCAGGCCGCUCGCGAUCAGGCCUGGCAUCAAGCUGUGGAGCGUCAGCGGCUGAAGGAUCACGCGUCAACUCAAUCAACUGGCGUCGUAGCCGUGGAGAAGUCCCCGACUCAUAGGCCACAGCCAUGGCGGGUUGGCGAGCCUGCCCUCCCUGACCGGGGGAUAGCGUCCGCCCGCAGCCCGGUCGAGUCGUCUCACAAUGGACAACAGGUUCACAGUGCUUCCUACCGUUCUGAAGACGCGAAUUCCAGGCUGCAGCGCUUCGCCUAUCGGCCUACCUACCCCCAACCGCAGGAGGGGCCCGCUCAACAGGACGUACCGGACAGUCGGCUCAGGCCUAUAGUUGGGUCACGGACUUUGCGGUAUGGAACCCCAGAGACCGAACUGGUAAGCUAUCAUGGCCAGGAUUUCAAGGAUUAUCCUGUCCCUUCAAUCGAGCCUACUUCUCCGCAGUCGUCUAAUGUUCGGCCACCGUUAUCCUUCCCCUAUCGGCACCGCGAGACUGGGCGCCCCAUUGGUCUCGAGAAUCCGGUACGGGUAGUGAGCCAGCACCAUGGCCCUGCAGGGCCACAAAGCACGGCGGCCUGGGCGCCUCGUCCAGCCUACGCCGAUAGCGGGUUUAUCAGGCUUCCUCCUCGUUUUGAGGCAAACCAGCCGUCUAUCGUACCUGACCAGCACCUGGAACCUUUUAUUGUGCUAAACUCGCAGUCCGUCAGUACAGCUCGGGGUACUGCUGCCACAGCUACUUCCGGUGGGUUAGGUGUACAGCCUCCGUCGUUACGGGGGGGUGACGCAGCACCCCGUGGUGAGCCGGCCAUUGGGUGGGCGACCCGGCCAAUCUGGAUCGGACACGACGGGGUUAUUCUUAGGUCGGAAGAAUCCCGCCCGAUAGUCAUCCCCGAUUACCCCUCGCCGCCUCGACAAGCGCGGACACGUCCUGUCUAUGUGUCAUCGGAGCACCCGCGCGCCUCUCCGACGGGUUGGACCAGAGAUGCCCGGCACCCAGAUCCCUCUUGGGCGGAUGAGCGCGACAGGCGACAUGCCGAUUCGAGGAAUGGCCGACAGGUGGAAACCCUGCAGGACGACGUUGGCGAGUUUGUGCGAGUCAAGAAUAAGUUUCCGAGGCAGCACGAGCCGCGCCCAAUUGCUGCGGACGAUGGGAGAUACGAUUUGCAGACCGUUGCGUCACAACAAGGCUUGAUGUCACAGCAAGUGGCUGACGGUCUUGCACGAUACGACCUUCAAAGUUUCCCCGCACGGGGCCAGCCGGUUGAACGGGUCGUGGCAAGGAUUGAACAAGCUGUAUUUCCACACGACAAUGCGCCUGUCUAUGGACGACAACCGGAGGGGUACCUGCGACAGGAACGGAUGGAUGAUGAUCAGGGCCGACGCCCAGGCCUCGAGCCUCGUACCUAUCCGACUCCUGGGCCUUACUACAGAGGGGACGGCAUCGUGUACCGGCCUCUUUCAGCCGCUAUACCGCAGAAUGGGCUUCCAUACGAGUCACACACUAGUCGGCCUGCCCCCGGAAGGGACGACGUGAUCGUGAUUGACUGAGUAACCAGGCUGCGUUCUUACCGAUGGGUCUAGCUCAGGCGUUAGCAUUGAUCCUAUACUUUCUGUUGGACAUUUCGUGUAUAUCUUCAUUGUACAAAACCCGAGACUCAUCUAAUGUACCCGGCCGACGGCGAAGCGUUCGGGAUGGGAAGGUGCGAUGACUUGGCG
Chaetomium strumarium is the source of this 3078-nucleotide messenger RNA. RefSeq lists its product as uncharacterized. NCBI's taxonomy places the organism in Eukaryota, Fungi, Ascomycota, Sordariomycetes, Sordariales, Chaetomiaceae. The transcript has 5 exons. Bases 217 to 2910 code for a protein of 897 amino acids. The record is from RefSeq and is a predicted model, not a curated record.